AUGCUAACCCGCGACUCGUUUCUGCGCUUGCCCGCGAAGAUGCCGAGUCGAAGGAGCCUCGCGGUUGUUGUCUUGACCGCGACGACCUUGCUUGCACUUCUUGUGGCCUACCAACGGCUCGGCGCCUGGUCAGGCCUUGGCGACCCUCCCUACCAUCGAGAUCCCCACAAGAGCCAGUAUGCACCACAGGGCACUGGAAGCUUCAACAACGGCGGGCACACGUAUCCCGCGUCCAACGGCAACGGCAACGGCACCGACACGCGACGCCCGCCGCCCGGGCGCGAUCCCAUGUGCCAUGGCUUUCCCGAAGCGAACAACGUGUUGGUUGUGGUCAAGACGGGCGCGAGCGAGGCGUUUGCGAGACUGCCGACACAGCUGAUGACAAUGCUCAAAUGCAUCCCCAAUUUCCUCAUUUUCAGCGACAUGGACCAGGAAAUCGCCGGAUACAAAAUCCAUGACAGCCUCUCGACCGUCUUGAAGGAGGUACGAGACGGAAACCCCGAUUUCGACCUAUACCGUCGUCAAAAAGCCUGCAUUGUCGACCAAGACAAUUGCAACAAGCUCGGCGAUCCAAAGAGCGAGGGCUGGCAUCUAGACAAGUACAAGAACACCCACAUGGCUGAGAAGACGUAUGCCAUGAGGCCGGGCUUCGACUGGUACGUCUUCAUCGACGCCGACACCUAUGUCUUGUGGCCUAGCCUGGUGCACUGGCUGCAGAAGUUGAAGCCGACCAAGAAGCACUAUCUCGGCAGCGUAACCCUGAUCAACAACUUCAGCUUUGGCCAUGGCGGGUCCGGCUACGUGCUCAGCAAGGCAGCCAUAGAGGAUUUUGUCGUCAACCAUCCGGGCGUCGGGAACCUCUAUGACGCGCGAGCCAAGGGCGAGUGCUGCGGGGAUUAUGUGUUUGCCAUGGCCUUAAAGGAGACGACCGAGUUGGGCGUCAACCAAGUGUGGCCCACUAUCAAUGGCGAAAAGCCUUCGACUAUACCUUUCGGGCCGUCCCAUUGGUGCCAUCCCAUUGUAACGAUGCACCACGUAAAUAGCGAGGAGAUCAACAGUCUCUGGGAUUUCGAACGUCGUCGAUACAACAAGCAAGGCGCAUUUUCGCGACCUAGUCCGGUUCUGAUCCGAGAUAUCUUCAACGAGUUUUUUGCGCCGAAACUCGCAGCGAAGCGGGACGACUGGAACAAUCGUGCAGAUGACCGGUUCUAUCUGGAUACGAAAGACGAGAGCCGCAAGUGGGACAAGUGGAUGCUCGACCGGAUGAAGAAGGCCGAGGACUACAACCAAUUCGAGAAGAAGGCGCACAAGUCGUUUGACGAUUGCGCUGCUGCAUGCAAGAGCCUCAGCGAUUGCUUUCAGUUUCUGUAUAAGGAUGGUCAGUGCAGUAUUGGCAAAUCAUUCCGACUUGGCCAACCCGUGAAGAAGGAAAAAGAUCAGAAGAAGCGCCCCUUCAGCGGGUGGGACGUCGACCACAUCCAAAACUUCAUCAAGAAGCAGGGUGACUGCAAUAAGAUCCAUUGGCCUAAUGUCAAAGAGUAAGGCGACCCAUUAGCGUUUUUGGAGUUUCUUCUUUGGUUGCACGUCGCUUCGGGCCCUAAUUUUUUGGGCCCCUGCCACCGACACCAUAUCGUCGAGGGAUGCCGAUAGGAAGCCCGACUCCCCAUACUUGGGCCACCCUCUUCUGGGCU
This is a messenger RNA of Lasiosphaeria miniovina, 1691 nucleotides long. RefSeq lists its product as uncharacterized. Gene Ontology annotation, cellular component: membrane. Bases 1 to 1542 code for a protein of 513 amino acids. Gene Ontology annotation, molecular function: N-acetylgalactosaminide beta-1,3-galactosyltransferase activity. Lineage: Eukaryota; Fungi; Ascomycota; Sordariomycetes; Sordariales; Lasiosphaeriaceae. The transcript is spliced from 3 exons. The record is from RefSeq and is a predicted model, not a curated record.